UAACAAACAAUAUCGCUAUGCUAUUUAGAGGCAUAAAUAACUACAAAAGCAUGAAUAUCAUUAUAGAUUAAACAGAGAGUUAGGGAGCUUUGUGGUUAGGAGACUACACAGCAGCAAUCAAUUAAUAACUCUUAAAAUAAAAGAAUAUAAAAACUGUAUUAACAGUAGCAUCUGGAUUGAAUGUAAAAUAUCCUCCUAAUUCGGAUAUUGUCCAUAAAGUAUAAAUUCAAUUAUUAAUUGUAGGUUUACAAUAUUCUAGAUAUUGAAUCAUGUAAUAUAAAGAGAAUAUGGGGAGAUACAUACUAAUAAAUAGAUGAAGGACUUCAAAAGGGAAGUGUCUUAGUUCAUUGUGCUGCUGGUGUUUCCAGAUCAGCUGCUACAGUGAUAGCUUAUCUUAUGAGAAAACAGGGAAUGUCAUUUUAAGAAGCCUUUUAAUUCACAAGAUUGAAGAGAAGCGUAGUUUGUCCGAAUUUCGGCUUUUAAAGAUAACUCAAACAAUUUGAAAGAGAAUUAUAAAAUUCUAAUUAAAAACUUGAUACAGAAAAUACUUAAUAAUUAUAAAUAUCUUAACAAUAAUAGUAAAUUAUUAAACCAAUCAUCCAAUAGCAAUAAUUAUCCAAUCUAACAAUAUAACCUCAUUCAAUUUCAAUUACGGAAAAAAAAUAAACAAUUAGAAGAAAUUAGUUAACUCCUGCUUCAAAAUUCCCUAAACCUCUUUACCAAAGUAAUGUUAAGCAAGCUUAAUCUUUAAAAAAAUGA
Molecule: messenger RNA, 759 nt
Organism: Paramecium sonneborni
Lineage: Eukaryota; Ciliophora; Oligohymenophorea; Peniculida; Parameciidae
Source: the annotation of a GenBank genome assembly